Clonostachys rhizophaga is the source of this 807-nucleotide messenger RNA. Lineage: Eukaryota; Fungi; Ascomycota; Sordariomycetes; Hypocreales; Bionectriaceae. The record is from the annotation of a GenBank genome assembly.
AUGGCCUCUGAUGCGACUCCGACCGCGAUAGAGUGGUAUCCCGCCAAGCUGCUGCAAAGCCGCGAGACCGCGCCUGCGUUUGCGCUCGUCGUCCUCAACCAGCCCUUGCGCAAUGGUACCAAUCUACGAAGACUCUGGAGAAACUCUUCAAUUCGGGUCGCAGCAGACGGAGGUGCGAAUCGCCUGAAGGACCUCUCCUCCUUCGAGGGCAAAUUCUCUAACCUCCAGGUCAUCAUCGGAGACCUCGAUUCCCUCAACCCCGCCGUCCGCGACUUCUACACCUCCCAGCCGACGCCCGCCCAAAUCAUCCACGACUCGUCCCAAUACUCGACCGACUUCGGUAAGGCCAUCAAGCACGUGCGCGACAAGUACCCGACCGGCAUCGACAUCGUCGCCCUCGGCGGCAUCGGCGGCCGCGUCGACCAGGGGCUCAGCCAGCUCCACCACCUGUACCUGUUCCAGCAGGACCGCACCUACGGCGACGGGCGCAUCUUCCUGCUCUCGGGGUCGAGUCUGACGUUCCUCCUUAAGGCGGGGUCGCAUCGGAUCCAGGUCCGCGAGGACGGCGAGGAGGCCGUCUUCGGCAAGCACGUCGGCAUCAUCCCGCUCAAGGAGCCGAGCCGGAUCUCGACUAAGGGGCUCGAGUGGGACGUGACGGACUGGGAGACGCAGAUGGGGGGCAACCUGAGCACGAGCAACCAUGUGCUCCCGGACACGCGGUGGGUGCAGGUGGAGACGGACAAGGACGUCUUGUUCACGAUAGCGCUGAAGCAUAUUGACGGCGAGAACGACGGGUGGAGGGAGUAG